AUCCUUUGGUGUGGAUGUUGGAUUUGGGGGUUCCUUGGGGUGUCUGAGGGGUAGAGGAGGAGGAUUUGGGACUGAGUGGGGUUUUGAUUGGGCUGGGGAUGGCUUGAGGUGAGCUGGGAUAACAUGAGGGUUUGGGACCUGUGGGAGUAGGAUUUGGGGGUGUCUGGGGUGCUCAAGGGGUGUAGGGGGGGACUUGUCAGUCCUGAUUGAGGGGGUGUAUGUGCGUGUUUGCUUUCAGGGUGUCUGGUUUUAUUGAAGAGUGGGGGAAAGGGGUUCUUUUGGGAAUUUUUGGAUGCUUAACGUGGGGGGAGAAGAAGCGGGAGUAAUGUGAGUGGAGCAGGAUGGAUGUGGGAAGGGUCCUUAGUUGUAUGGACUGGUGAGGGUACAGGGGUGAGCUGGUGGGCUUUGGGAGGCUUCAGCUGGCUGGGGUGGGUGUGUUUUUGGGAAGAGAUAUAAAGUGUCUGGUGUUCCUGACAGAUUAAGGUGAGGCAAAGCUUCAGAGCCUCCCAGAGUUGUUAUGGUGUGGUUUGGAGUCCUGUCCAUUGGGGCAGUGGGAUUGAUGGAAUGCUGGGGUUUGAGGUUUGCAUAACAUGCUUCAUUCCUGAUAAUUCACAGGAGUUUGUGUAGACAGGAGAUUUGUAACGAUAAAGGUUUUCUACACGCUUCCCUUUGGGGAUAAGGAUAAAGCCUGUAGGAUUUAUAGGAGCCUGUAAGCUCUGGGUAUGCACAAAUCCUGUUUUAAAAUUUGAGAUAACAUCGUGCUUUCAAACUGCUUUAAUUCACUGCUUUAAUUCACUGCUCAGUCUGGAGAGUGGCUCUUGUUGCUGUGGGUCUGUGAUGUGGCUGGUCAGCACUGCUAGGGGUGUGGAGGGGGAGAAGUUGGGAUGGAGCAGGUGGAUACAGCUCCUGCAAUCUUAGAAGAUGAGAAUUUAACAGUGGUUCGGAUUUGCUUGUUUAUGUACGUGAGAAGAAGGUAAAAUCCACCUUGUGAUCCCACAGAGAUGGAGUAACUCUCCCUCAUGAACCACAUCCCAGUUGUUUUCUUUUCUUUGGACUGAAACCAACCCUUGAGCUGCAGCUCUGUUAAAGGUUUUGUGUUUGAUUGAGUCAACCUGAAUCUCUCUCGUAGUCCAGCAUCCCACCUGUAGCUGUCCAUGACUCCCUCUGGAAAUUGCCUGCCUGAGGAAAGAUGCUUUAGUGCAGUAGUUAUGGUCAUGUCUGAAGCUGUCACAUGUCCAAAAAACUUCACAGGCUGCUUCAGGACCAUGGUAACAUCCACUAAAGCUUUCUGCUCUUCAUUCAGGAGGAAGGUCAGGACUGGAAAAAAUAGUUGGAUGUUAUUGUGUUUGAAGCUUGGAUGCAGAAAGAAGGGAAAUGUGGCUCUGAACAGGGAGAGAAGUCACAUACUUGGUAACAAGACAUGUCUUGUCAGUGUUGUGCUGUUCCUGGAAGGAAACUUUCUUCUUUUGAUGGUUAGAUAGAAUAAUUUCUGAAAGAGCUGUAUUUUAACAUCAUUCCCCUUGUGAACUAUGCACUGGUUUCCAUUUGCUCUCAGAGCCUUUUGAGUAGAUUGUUUCCUAAGUACAGGCAAUCAAGCAGGAGUUUGUGGAGCGUGUGGGGAAGUGUGGCCCUGGUGAGUUGGGUCUAAUCUCCUUACCCAGAGGAGUUGUGUAACAGUGUAGUAAAGUGCAAGGGGUCUGAUUAAGGCUGCCUUGAUAAUCCCCAGGCAGACACUGGAGAGAGUUGUCUGCUGCUUAGGAAGUGAGGGAGGGAAUUGUGCUUCAGGUAACUUAGACACCUACUAUGGAAAUACACCAAAGAAUUGUUUGUUCUAACAGUGGUAAAUGUGUGCUGUUUGAGUCCUGCACUGAACAGUUUUAUUUUGAAGUGUUGUUGGGUGUACAGAUGCUUUAAAUAGUGAAAAAUCAACUUUCUUUGCUUCAGCCAGAAAUUACAAGUUGUUCUCCUGAAACAAUUGGUCAAAAUACAUCUCAAUGUUCUGGCUGCUUUGUGCCAGCAAAAUCUGAUGUUGGUGUGAUGUCAUUAAUUGUGAGUACAGCAAGAUUUGAUAUCUGCCCAGUCCAGAGACACGAGUACUUUGACCUUGGGUCCUGAACACGGGCAAAGACCUGCCACGUACAGGUGGUUGCAGAUCUUUGCGCUCCUGACCCUGAGCAAGCAGAAGGAGCCUGGAGGAGGAAAGGGCAGUAGAUGUGGAGCAGGAACAGCAUCCAGUCACUGGGUUACACCUUGACCAGUUGUGACAGUUUGUCACGGGUGACGUGGCAAGAGUGGCUUGCAAGUAGUUAAAACUCCCCGGGAGGGGACAUUGGUGACUGUCACAAGCUCAGAGCACCCUGUGCAAGGAACAAGAGGCUUGUGACAAAGGAAAAGGAGAACCCAAAGCCUCCUUGGUGGGUGCUUUGUCCCAGGAAGGAGUGUGGAUUCAUUUCUGCAGUGAAGUCUGGCAGUUAAUUUGGAAUUUGCCUGGUGGGCACCCGCAGCAGAUCUUUCCCAGGAGAUCAGAGGAUCCCUCUGAUGGGCAUCUGAUAUUCAGGGACAGCCUUGUGCCCUGCACCAGGGAGAUAUUAUGUGAGCUGCUGUGUUAGUCCUCUGGAUCCUCAUGGUAUGUCUGAAGGACAGAUCUCUGCAUGUUCUGAAUGUACCAGGUUGUCCUCAUGAAUACUCCGGUGGAGAAUGUCCCUGAUCUUCUUUGCCUGCGUGGUGAGGGUGAGGGAUGGGCUUCCCCUCUCGGCCUCCACGGAUUUUCAUUUCAACCAGGACUUUCUGGAAUGCAGGAAGAGAUUAAAGGCGUUAUCCUCAGUCCUGGCAUGGUACCCGAGUCGAGGCACAGCAAAGGGACGUAACCUGAGCAUCCACUUCCUCUCCUCUGGGGAUGUUGCCUGCAUGGCAAUCUGUUCCAGCAGCUACUCCACCAUCAUGGCCUUCUGCUUCCUGGAAGAGCUUCGCUGGGAAUUCGCUGCUUCCUACGACACAACCAGCAUCAAUUUGGCUUCCAGGCCCUAUGCUUUCAUUGAAUUUGACAACGUCAUUCAGAAGGUGAAAUUCCAUUUCAACAGCACCCGUGGCUCUCGAGCCAAGGCCAACUGGGAGAAGGUGGAGGAGGAGCUGAAAUUCCAGCCCCCAGUUCAGCUGAAACUGGAGGACACGGAGCUGCUGAAUGGGAUGGCCAAUGGUGGGCACUCAGGAGUUCAUGUGGAGGUUGUCCCCACUUACAGAAUGCAGCCUGUGACCCCCCUGGGGAUCCUGUCACUUGUCCUGAACAUCAUGUGUGGAGCUCUGAACCUCAUCCGGGGAGUUCACCUGGCAGAAUAUUCAUUUCAGGAGGACCAUGAAGGAAUUGGGAAUGUGAUAGCUUUUUUUGUACCUUUUCUAGCCUGUGUUUUUCAGUGUUACCUGUACCUCUUCUACAGCUCUGGGAGGAAGGUGAAGACAUUUGUGCUCCUUUUCUGUGUCUGUUUUUGCAACAUCCACCUCUAUGGAUUAAGGAACCUCUGGCAAAUCGCCUUCCACAUGGGAGUGGCAUCCCUUUCCUCCUACCAGAUCCUGACGAGGCAACUCCUGGAGAAACAGCCUGACUGUGGUGUAUGAAAAAGCACUUGGGGUUUGCUACUCUUAUUUUUUACAACUGGUUGGUUCUUCUUUUUGUAUUCACCUGGCCAAAAAAUAGCUCGGGGUAUUUUUAAGAGACUUGUCACAAUGGCUGUUGCAAAGGAGAGGGUAGUUCCAAGCAACUUGAAAUAAGUAGGAUGCUGGAAUCAUGUCCAACACCCAGUGAGUAAGGAGUGGAGCUGGGUUUAAUGUGAUGGUGCACGGGACAUCUUGCCAGGUGGCAUCAACAGAUGGAGGUUCUUAACCAUCAACAGGCUUUUUACACCUUGACUUACACCAUCCACACAGCAUUUUGCCAUUUGUCUUUCUGGCUUUGUGACAGUUUGGCAGGUCAGUGUCUUGCCCUGCUUCUGAAAAUGCCAAAACUGUGUGGCAAAAUGAAGAUCAAAGCGACGGGGAACGUUUUUGUCUCUGGAGUUUGUGGAGGGUUAAAGAUUCUUGGUGAAUGUUAGUGAAGGAGUUGUUUGCUGCAAUUAGGUGAGUUCACAAUCGGUGGGAAAAGUGGUCAGGGAGAGUUUCAGGGUGAUUUGUCUGGGUUUUGAAGGGCAGGAAAAGGCUGUGGCUCUUUUAAAAACCAUAAAGGCUAUAAAUAUCUCCUGGCUAAACUGCACAUUGUAGUUAAGUGUGUGCUCAGUGGUUAAUUGCAACAGUGCUUGGGCAGCAUAAAAUAAACCAAGUGAGUGAUCUCUCAGCUCAAGUGGCCUUUGUUUCCUUAGUUAAGGUCACUUUUAGUACAAGGGCAAUUCCAUGUUUGCUUGGUCUGUAUGGAUAAAUAAAUCUUCCAAGCCUGCUUGUGCCAGGCCAUUGACUCCUUCACCUUUUAUAAAAGAAAUUAUAUGUGGCUGGUGAGUAAAAACCCAUUUCCAGGGUUGGAAAGCAAGAGCAGGUUCUCUUCAUUCUGUAGAACACCUUCAGUUAAUGGUGUAGAGUUCUUACACUCAGAUGAAUUCCUGAGUGUACAGUUUGGAAUAUAUGUAGGACUGCAGAGCUGGAAUUCUUCGCCUCUGCUGCACUGGCUGUGCUGGGAUGUCAUAUAUCCAGGUGCAGCAGGGCAUUUUAGAACAUAGAUGAAUAAUUUAGGGCUGUCUGUUAAAAAAAAAUGCCCAGCAUUUUGAUGCAGCAGGGUUGUGGGGAUUCCAGCUGAGAUGUAGAGAACUGUAGGUGUGUUAUUGUGGAGUUAUGGUCCUAAAAUUUCCUUUUAUUUUUGUUCUUGAGAAUUUUUAUUUGUUUUUUUUUCUUUCUUUCUGGUCGCCCCGUUUCAUUCACCAAAGAUUUCUUUUCCUCUCACAUCAUCUCUACCUCUGGUUGCAAAGAGAUUAAUUAACGUGCAGCCAAGUUGUGGUUUUUUUGCAGAAACACUUAAAAAAAUUACUUUCUUGUGUCUCAGUGAAUUUUCCUGAAAUCUCAGGACGCAAACACGAGUAUCAGUGGAGGAUCAGACCAGAAAUUUGUGGUGCUGUACUUUGGAAGCACUUCUGGAUGCAGCUGAUUCCAACAACAGCAGGGAUAGGCUGCCCAUUACAGCCUGACCAGUUUCUAGGACAUCAAGGGACUUAAUUCCAGAGCUUUUUCCAGUAGGAAAAUGUAGAUAUUUCUUUUUCAUUGCACUUACUGUAACACUAACAUCAUAAAAGCCUCUAAAUGUGAGGAAUAGUCUGGUAGGAAUGAUGGAGGGAUAGAAUACAGCUGGAGCUGUGUGCCAUGAGGGAAUUCCCUUGUGUUAUCAGGGAAUGGAUUAAAGUUGUUUGUCUGUCAUUAUCCCAGUUCUCUUUGAGUGGAAAAGUGAAGCCAGAACUCAACCACUGUCCUGAAGACACCCAGGUGACCCCACGGAUGUGAGGAGUUAUAAUUUAUAUACUGCUAUAAUUUUUCAUGCUGGUCAGUCCCAGUUUUCCUUGGGAAGGUUCUUUUGGAGACCUCAUGGGAACUAAGCCACGAGUUUGGAUCACAAGUUUAAAAAAAAGAGAAAAGCUGAAAAAAAUAACACCCCAAAAAUCUGAUACUGGAAAUGUAACACUUAAAAGGAUACUGGAUCUGAUUGUAUUUUCUAGGAGCAUAAACUGGGUGUCAAUCCACUGGGUUAUCAUGGGGAAUCAUCCUGUGGGGAAAGGAUGGAGGAUUUUAUACUACAGACGGACAAAACUUUGGGCAAAGGACUUUAGUGACAUGACCCAACUCCCUGCUCCUGCCUUUUUAGCCUAAAUCUGGCUAAAUAAUCCAAAAGAGCUUUCCUGUUCCUUGGCUAAAGCCAGGCUGCUCCAGCUUAAGGCACACAGAGCAUUCACAGCUGGGGCAUUCCUCAUCCUUGGACUAAGCUGGCUGGAAGAAGCUGUAACAUUCCCAAUGCUUCCCAAGCAUCCAGCUGUUUGCUGUGUCACAAAACAAAUCCCUGUGCCAGGUGAUGUGACCCACAGUGGUACAACAAGGUGUCUGGUUGAUUUAUGCAAUUAACAUAAAGUGGAUAAAGGUUAAAUUCAGCUUUCGUUUAAUUUUUUUUUUCCUUAAAAUGUUUCAGUAAAAUCAACCCAAACCCGUUGGUUCAGUUCUGCCUUUGCCUAAACUGAUAUUUUUUUGCUUUGUGGAUUAAUUGGAGGAUGUGACUGGAUCUUUGUAAUCUUUAGAUCUUUCCUACUCAGUGACCAAAGCUCUCCUUUGCUGUGAGUCUUAAUCCCUUUGCAACCUUUUUUUUUCCCCUCUCUGUAAUAUGUGUAAACCAUAUUAAGGAAUCUCCAUGGAUUAGUCUGUGUGCACUAACACUGUGCACUUUGUAGCUUUGGAUUGGGAUUCCAGGAUGAGGCAGAGCCCUCGUAGUUGGCCCUAUUUUUAUUUUUAAUGUUGGUAUUUAGAGUGGCUCCCACAUCCACGUGGUAUUUAUACAGAUAAACAUCUUCUCCUGGUGGAGCAGCAAGAGGAAUAGAACAGUUUACAUGGAUCUCAGUGCUUUAAGAUUUAAUAAAAAGGAAUGACUUGCAGUUUGAGUACAUGAGAUCUGACUCACAACGUGGGAUUAUUCCUGUAUUGAAUCAAAUCCCCGGGGAGGAAUCCAUCCCUUUUUGUUCCACUUUAAACUGUUUAAUGUAGUUUGAAUUGCAUCUCCUUAAUUCUGUCAGUUUGCAAGAUAAGUCUGCUGGAAACUCUUUUCCUCACCCAGCAGCUCAGCACAAGAAAAUUGGCAAAGAAUAAACUCCAAUAAUUUCCAGAUUUUCAGUGCUUAGUCACUUUAUGAAGCUGAUCAUUUUCUGUGGUUUUUUUUUUUCCUCCUUUCUCCCAAAAACCUGUUGAGUUUGUAGAAGGUGGGCUGGUACCUUUUUAGACAUUUUUGCACUGUAUUAAUAAUUGAACCUGUGUAAAUGUGUAUAAAAUCAUUUUGCAUGUAUAUAUGUACAUAUAUCUAAUAAAUGGCUUUUUUUCUAA
Messenger RNA from Neopelma chrysocephalum (saffron-crested tyrant-manakin), 7047 nucleotides. RefSeq names its product SEC22 homolog C, vesicle trafficking protein (gene SEC22C). Lineage: Eukaryota; Metazoa; Chordata; Aves; Passeriformes; Pipridae. The transcript has 8 exons. Gene Ontology annotation, biological process: endoplasmic reticulum to Golgi vesicle-mediated transport. The coding region runs from base 2698 to 3612 and encodes 304 amino acids. The record is from RefSeq and is a predicted model, not a curated record.